CCGGUGUGACUGGAAGAGCUGCUGAGGGGAGCCGGAAGAGACCGUCGAAGCUUUUUGAGGGGAAGAGAAGCGAGUGGCGGGAGGCCCAAGUGAGGCGACAGGAUGUCUUCUGGUGCUUUAUUCCCAACCUUGGUGCCCGGCUCUCGGGACUCAUCAAGCAAAUACCUGGUCGAGUUCCGUGCAGGAAAGAUGUCUUUGAAAAGCAGCACGGUCACCCCUGAUAAGAGGAAGGGCCUUGUCUACAUACAGCAAACGGAUGAUUCCCUCAUUCACUUCUGUUGGAAAGACAGGACAUCUGGGAACGUGGAGGAUGACUUGAUCAUAUUUCCUGAUGACUGUGAAUUUAAGAGGGUGUCUCAGUGUACUACUGGCCGUGUCUAUGUGUUGAAGUUCAAGGCUGGAUCCAAGAGACUGUUCUUCUGGAUGCAGGAACCUAAGACAGAGAAAGAUGAAGAGCAUUGUCGUAAGGUGAACGAGUACAUCAACAAUCCACCCAUUCCUAGAACUCUAGGAGGCAGUGGAAGUGGGGGCCAUGAACUUUCUGCCCUUGGAGGUGAUUGUGGCUUGCAAAGUCUUCUGGGAAACAUGAGUCAUAACCAGCUGAUGCAGUUGAUUGGACCAAUGGGCUUAGGAGGACUUGGUGGUCUUGAUGCUCUUACAGGUCCCGGUCUGGCUAGUCUGUUGGGCAGUGGGGGGCCUCCAACGAGCAGCUCUUCUUCCAGGUAGUUGUGUUCCACUCACCCGUCAGCAUUGGGAAGAAUUCCAUACCCACAUGAUGCCUCGUGCUAUAUUGCAACACCGGAGUCAAUAAAACUCUGUGGAUGAAUAGCUUUUCUUGUUGUGCCAUUAGGUUGACUUCACAAUAAACACAGUCUUUAUCGUAGCAAGAAAUAACCACAAAGAUUAACACUGUUAGACAUUUCUAGAAUAGCAUGACAGCAGCAGGCUAUGAAACGGAGAUGGGACUUCCCCAUUCCGAAAUAAAUCCCGCGGAAAACGUAACAUGUCCACAAACCUUUGCUAGCCUUCACUCUCUUUCCCAAAGCAACUUAAAGAUGAGCAAUUAUUUUGACGUCACUUCAACAAGAUGCUUGAUCGAUGGAACAUUACUAAUUCAUUAAAUGCUCUGACAAGUGAACAUUAACUGGAAAGUAUAGAUUUUUAAAAAAUAGAACGAAAGAUAGGAAUUCCUGCUUGGUAAUGAUUUCAUUUACAUUGUUAACCUUUAUAAGUAAAGAGAAAAGGGUAGAAAUGGCACCUUUUUGAUGAGUUUGAUAAAUGUAAUUUAAGUUUUUUACUGCUGCACCUUGCAUACAGUUUGGGGUAGAUCAAUACAAUACUUUCCCCUUAGGCAUCGUUAAAAACCCUUGGUCCUCAGAAGUAGGAUAUUAGACUAAAACCUUCGUAAGUAUAAGUUUUAAAGCAUAAGAUUAGAUCUAUUUUAAUAAGUUAAUAUACAAAUACGUGAAUCAGUACUAUCUAGAAUUAGUUUCUGAAAGUUUUACUUUGAUUCUCAGAGUUCUUACCCAAAACUUAGAAGCUUUGGAUUACUAACUGUUGAUACUCAGGUAGCCUGUAAUCCUGAAAAAGACGUUGUAAUGAUAGUCCCAACAGUUCAGAUGCCUGUGUAGCUCUUCAGUUUUUCUACGUUUGUUGUAGCAAUAGCAAUAGCAGUUAGACUUAUAUACCACUUCAUAGGGCUUUCAGCCCUCUCUAAGCGGUUUACAGAGUCAGCAUAUUGCCCCCAACAACAAUCCGGGUCCUGUAUUCUUGUGUAUUUUAAUGUUGCAAAUGUGGCUGUUCCCUUCAUGUCGUGGUUUUGUGUUUUUAAUUCUUCAUUUGAUAAUCUACUGUAACGUCGUUGCCUCUUUAAAAUCCUUAAGUGGUUUGGGUUUAAUUGUAAAGUAAAGCAAUAUUUAAAUGCCUAUAAAAAAAAUCAAACAGUUCUAACAAAAAAUGAUUUUUAUGAUGUCUAUAGCAUGUGGGGAAGAAGAAAAACAAAGCACACAUACCAGUUGCCAGCUCUUAAUUUCCCCAUUCAUUCUCCGCUGCUGUUGCUGCUACUGUUGUCCUCUUUUGUGUUUUUUAUUUUGCCGUUAAUAAUCCCUGUUAAUAAUAAGAAAAGUACAUGGCACAAUCCACCUAGAAUUUCUUGGAUCAGGCCUCAUGGGGAUCCGUGGGCCUGCGGAGAAGAAUCUCGCCGGUGCCCUUCUGCAUUUUUAUGCAAGUUCCCAUGGGGCUUGUUCCAAAAAAAAGCGCUUCCUGGCAGAUUUUUUUUUUUUUUUGCCUUAUCCAUGUUACAUGAACCUCUUGGAGGAUAUUAAAAAUUAAAAAAAAAUUAAAAGGCUUUAGCGAAAUGGAUUUAUUUUUAUAAUAUUUAACAACUGUCAAUACCCAACUAUAUUAACUAUUACAAAUUCGUAUUUACCUUUUUAGAGAAGUCUGUACAGGUUUGUGGACAUAAAUGUUAAAAACAAAAAGUGUCAAUGCAAAUAAAGGCUGUUUUGGAGAAGA
This is a messenger RNA of Thamnophis elegans (Western terrestrial garter snake), 2514 nucleotides long. Its product is annotated as proteasomal ubiquitin receptor ADRM1-like. The transcript has 7 exons. Gene Ontology annotation, cellular component: proteasome regulatory particle, lid subcomplex; nucleus; cytoplasm. The coding region runs from base 103 to 726 and encodes 207 amino acids. Lineage: Eukaryota; Metazoa; Chordata; Lepidosauria; Squamata; Natricidae. Gene Ontology annotation, molecular function: proteasome binding; ubiquitin binding; endopeptidase activator activity. Gene Ontology annotation, biological process: ubiquitin-dependent protein catabolic process. The record is from RefSeq and is a predicted model, not a curated record.